Molecule: messenger RNA, 1489 nt
Organism: Dichomitus squalens LYAD-421 SS1
Lineage: Eukaryota; Fungi; Basidiomycota; Agaricomycetes; Polyporales; Polyporaceae
Exons: 6
Coding region: 121-1377 (418 amino acids)
Molecular function (GO): protein binding
Source: RefSeq, a predicted model, not a curated record
CCAUAUUCUUGUCGUCGUGUGGGACAGCGCUUUGAGAGGGUGGCUUCAACGAACCCUCCAACUCUCGAGGAGUCUGUAAUCUCGGGCUGCUAUAGAGUUUGACCUCUGAUCUUGUCGAACAUGGCAGGCAUCGACAACCUGCCACUCGAGGUGUUCGAGCAGAUUAUUGUACUGCUAGACCCCAUCGAUGUUGCCACGCUCUCUCAGACCCGGUCUGCCUACUACCACCUCAUCUACCCCUCGGAGGAUGAUCAGCAUUUGUGGCGCGAACUCUACCUGCAGCAGCCUUUUGAUGACCUCCGGCGAUGCCACACCUCGCUGGGGCGCCCUCUCCAGCCCAUUGCCUGGAAGACCACGCUGCAGCGCAUUAUCCGCGCGCGCACCAUUCUUACCAACAUCUCCGCCUGCCGUCCCGAAGAGCGCUGCACCGUCCUCCAGACACUGAUCGACAUGGUCUGCAACUGUGUGCCCGUCACCCACACGGACGUCAUCGAGCUCUCCCUCAACCACGUCUGGGUCGCCGCCAUGCUCCGCUCGAGCCAAUUCCUCGAGCAGCCGGACUGGGAGCAGUCCCCGGACGAACGCCAGCUGCGCGAGCGGCUGCACACGUACUACGGCUUGAGUCGCAGCGACUUCCAGGCCGUGAAACGUACGGAGAGCCGCGCGUUUGUGUACGCGAUGCGGAACUACAAGUACGACAACGACUUUGGGCCGUUCAUGAUGGACGGGAGCGGGCGCGUCAACUGGUACCAUGUCCGGGCGAUCCACCAUGUGAUGUCGAUGCACAUUGUGCCCGCGACGGAGGAGACCGAGUCCGCGGAGUUCAACCUGUUUCCGAUGAGCAUGCCGUGGACGCAGAGCGUCAUCUCAGAGGGAAUGGACUUGGACAAGGAGAGGGAUUGGGCGGGCGUCACGGGCAAGUGGCAAUGCUCGUUCUGUUUCUGCGACCAUCGAGAGCUGCUGAUAUACAAUGGGUUCAAUACGUCUGAUAGUGAUCCGCUACAUACCGAGAUUUUCGAUGAUCCCGAGUUCAUAGAGGUUUUCCGCUCAAUCUGCGUGGACUUGCGCGUGCUUGGGACCGAUGAAGAUCCUGAGCACCCCGGCCGGCCUCGUAUCAAUUUCGGUGGGUCCAUAGAAGGGACCGCUGUUAUCGUUGGCUACGUGAAGGUGACCCCGGACGACCAAAUUCGAUGGCAUUUUACCUCCGGCGAGCAAGGAAACUCUAUAUGGAGCUCCGAGGGCGUCCAAGUUGGGAAUGUGCGUUCUAAGUUCGGGGUGCUGGGGUCAUGGACGACUGUGUUGCACGACAGACACGACCCGGUCGGUCCCUUUUGGUUAUGGAAAACUGAAGAUGCUCAAGAAGCGGGGCCUGUGUGAUCUCCUGGAUGCGUAAUUUAGGGUCAGGGGCAAUCAUACGGUAUUUUUAUGACUUGAUCUGUUGGUGCUUAGUGCUAGGCCUCCACCAGAUACACACGACUGUAACACCGAC